UGUAAAAGGAAGGAUAAUUAUGGAGACCAUUGAAGGGAUGUGCUACCUCCAUGGAGAAGGCGUAAUACACAAGGACCUAAAGCCUGAAAACAUCCUUGUCGAUGAUGACUUUCACAUUAAGGUUCAGGCUACCAACUCAAAACAAGUAGCACAGCAGUCUGUAUCCUCAGGACUUUGGAGUUCUUAGAAUCUCGCAUCCAUGGGCUUCGGGACACCAUUUGGGAAAAUUGAAGAUAGCUGAUCUUGGCGUUGCUUCCUUUAAGACGUGGAGUAAACUGACUAAAGAGGAAAUUAAUGAGCAGAGGAAAUUGAAUAGUGUCUCUAAGAAAAAUGGUGGAACCCUCUGCUAUAUGGCCCCAGAGCAUCUGAAUGACAUCAACGCCAAGCCCUCGGAGAAGUCAGAUGUGUACAGCUUUGGCAUAGUACUUUGGGCGAUAUUUGCUAAUAAGGAGCCAUAUGAAAAUGCUAUCUGUGAACAGCAGCUGAUACUGUGCAUUAAAUCUGGGAACAGGCCAGAUGUGGAGGACAUCAUUGAGUACUGCCCAGAGGAGAUUAUCAGCAUCAUGAAGCAAUGCUGGGAGGCAAAACCCGAAAUUCGGCCAACAUUUGCUGGCAUUGAAGAAAAAUUUAGGCCUUUUUAUGAAGAUCAAUUAGAAGAAAAUGUAGAAGAAGAUGUGACAAGUUUAAAAAAAGAGUAUCCAGACCCAGCCCAAAAUUCAGUUGUGAAGAGAAUGCAGUCUCUCCAGAUUGACUGUGUAGCAACACCUCCAAGCAGGUCAAAUUCAGCCCCAGAACAGCCCAGUUCGCUGCACAGUUCCCAGGGACUGGGGAUAGGUCCCGUGGAAGAGUCCUGGUUUGCUCCCUCCCUGGAGAACCAGCAGGAUGAGAACCAGCUCAGCUUGCAGAGUAAACUCCAGGAGGAAGCCAACUACCAUCUUUAUGGCAGCCGCAUGGACAGGCAGACGAAACCACUCAGACAGAGUGUGGCUUAUAAUAGAGAGGAGGAAAGGAGACGAAGGGUCUCCCAUGACCCUUUUGCACAGCAGAGACCUUAUGAAAACAUUCAGAACCCAGGAGUAAAAGGCCUUCCUUAUUCUAUUGCAACCAGUCCUGGUAAUGCAGUACACCAGCCAAAGGGGCUAACCAGCCAACCCCCAGUAAGGUACUGGAACAAUGAAUUGUACAGUCCAUUCAAUUUUAGAACAAGACCACUGGCUCUGGGAACAACAGGUUCAAGAGUCUGGUAUCAGCCAAAUCCAAGCCAUAUCCCAAGCGUGAAUAAAACUCCAGUGCCGGAGACCAACCUACUGGGGAACACGCCCACCAUUCCAUUCAGCUCCUUCCCAUCAAGAGAUGAGUCUGUAAAAUGUACCAUAUACAACAGUUCUGGCAUUCAGGUUGGAGAGCAUAAUUAUAUGGAGGUUGGUGGAAUGAGUUCAGCCCUGCUCGACAUGAACGUGAAAGAAGAGCCAGCUUAUAAGUACCAAGAUAUCUUUGAUAAUGUCACUAGUCUGACUGAUAAACAUCUGGACCCAGUCAGGGAAAAUCUGGGAAAGCAAUGGAAAAACUGUGCCCGCAAACUGGGCUUCACUGAACCUCAGAUUGAUGAAAUUGACCACGACUAUGAGCGAGAUGGACUCAAAGAAAAGGUUUACCAGAUGCUCCAAAAGUGGCUGAUGAGGGAAGGCAAUAAAGGGGCCACGGUUGGAAAGCUGGCCUAUGCGCUCUACCAGUGCUCAAGAAUAGACCUUUUGAACUAUUUGAUACACAUCAGCCAGAACUAACUCGAGAAGGGGCUUGGGCAGCAUGGGGUAUUCUCCUCGCGUAGUGAGUAAGUCACCCACUGAAAGCGCGCUGCCUCUGAUCCUUCAGAAUUCUUCCCUCACUAAUACAGGUUCUGGGUCUGCAUAAAAAUCUCCUGCAUUCCGUAGGUGGAGAAUGGGAAAGAAGCCUACAGCAAACCGCCUACUAACCAGGAAGACCUAUUAAUGUCUGAGGCCAAGUCCAAAAAGAAGCCUAACUGGGUUUUGAAGGGGAGAGAGAUAUUUGAGGAAGAUCAUUUUCUUUCAGUUCGUUCCUCAGCGUUCACUGAUGCCAUUCAUUUAACUUACUGGAGUUUUGCUAGAGUAAGAAAAAAAUUCAGAGGACAUAAACUAAGUCAACUUUCUUAUUUUACGCUCUCUUCACGAGUACAGUGAAAUUUUAAGUUCUCUUCAAAUAGGGUUUUUUUUUUUUGUUUUUUGUUUUGUAUUCUAACCAUGGUUUGCUCUGAAACUAUAAUGUCUGUUAACUUCAGUAUCAAAUGUUGUGUCAGUCACUACAGGCUUCAAAAAUUACAUGCAGUCUCCACUCCAAAAAAAUUAACUAACUGGAGGAAUUUUAAGGAAUACUAAGAUGGAAAAAAAAAAUAGAGAACAAAAAUACUAGAAUUUUCCAGGCGGUUGUUACAAGGAAUUGUUACUAACUGUGGUGAUGACAGAAAUUCUUGAUGAAGUUUUUAAGUUUUUUCCUAGCAUUCUGAUACUUUAUGUACUUUCCCAACCUCUGUGCCCUGCAGAGGGAGCAUGGAUGCAGGGAAUUUUGAUCUCUUCACACCUGGCUGUGACUGGAGCCUCAGGACUGGUCACUACUGAGCAGCUUCCUCAGGUUACCCCAGGAUACUGUAGAAGUAUUUUCGUUUUUUUUCUGUGAGCUAUAACGUAAAAAAAAAAAAAAAAAAAAAAAAGAACGCUUCAAAGGUUGAUAAUUGUGCUUCUAACACUCGACCUCUCAAAGCCCACCUGAAACUUGAAUGUGUGAAAGGAACCUGAAGACUAGAAGACUGAGGCGGGCAGGCCAUCCAGUUAUCACUGCCUGCGCUCGGCUAACCCGAGAGCGUGUCAUUGUGCUCAGCCUGUCCAGGAGGGAGGGAGUGCAGGAUGCAGUCUGGUGACUCUGGAUAUCAGAACAGAUUCUAGGGUCUGGUGGGCUGAGAACAAUAUUGCGGUUCCGAUUCUAAAAUCCCCUAGCCACAGCUGAUAUACACACACACCUGAAGUGUUGGGACUGGAAAACAAUUUCUCAACUUCUGUACCUACUGGCAUCUUGGGCCAGGUUAUUCUUUAUUGUGGGGGCUGUCCCGUGCAGGGUAAGAUCUGGCCAUGUGAAAGCAUCCUCUAACUACUAGAUGCCAAUGGUGGCAUCCCCUUCUUCCCUCUUCCUGCUCCCCAGCUGUGACAAGCCGAAAUGUUUGGAGACAUUGCCAGAUGUUCCCUGGAAGGACAGAGCUGCCCCAGUCGAGAAGAGCACUGCUACGAAGGAAUGAACCCCAGUCUCUUAUCCACACACAUAUCCAGGUCCACUUAGUUUCCAUAUAACAUAGCAUUAGACUACACAGACCAGAAGAAAAGUUGGAUGGGGAAAGAGUCCCAGGCUUUGCUAGAGAGGAAUGGAUGGAUGAUUGCUUUUCUAAACGUACCCCUUGUACCUCUUUCCUAACAGUGUUUAAAUUUUCUAAUUCCAAAGAAAUUGAUCAAUGUUAAAGCCAAAAAUGAAAGGUAUUUUUAAUGGACUUUUCAAAAUAAAACUUUGUACCUCAAAUAUAA
Molecule: messenger RNA, 3584 nt
Organism: Canis lupus familiaris (dog)
Lineage: Eukaryota; Metazoa; Chordata; Mammalia; Carnivora; Canidae
Gene: RIPK1
Product: receptor interacting serine/threonine kinase 1
Exons: 9
Coding region: 351-1784 (477 amino acids)
Biological process (GO): positive regulation of kinase activity; cell surface receptor protein tyrosine kinase signaling pathway; protein phosphorylation
Cellular component (GO): signaling receptor complex
Molecular function (GO): transmembrane receptor protein tyrosine kinase activity; ATP binding; protein binding
Source: RefSeq, a predicted model, not a curated record